AAAGCCAGAAGUGAAGCUACGGCUCAAUUGGUAGAGUUCCAGUCUUGAGUGGAAAAAGCCAUGUGAGAGCACAAGGCCCUGAAAGGCACAUCUUAUUAACAAAUAAGCCAAGCCUGGUGGUUACCAACUAACGUGUAGCAGACAAACACAGUGAGAAUUUAGCCCUGCCCUCAGCAUGCCUAAUGCCUGGAGAGAAACUUCAAAGACAAUAGGUCACAACUAACCUGAGCCUAGUGUGAACAUCUGGCAUAUAGCAACUGACUUUGUGCAGGAUUUGGGAUGAGAGAGACACUCAGCAGAACAAUGGACAGUUCCUCAUUUUGGUCCAGAUACUCACUUGGCACCUUUUCAGAUGUUUUUGCUCUCUUGUUUGAUAAAUUGGGCACACAUGGCAGUUCUCAGGCAGUUGGAAAGGUUGUCUUUGUGGGAUAGGGUUAAGUGGAUAGUUAGAGUUGGUUGGCAGUGAGUCAUAAAGAAGCUUUUUGAACUUAAUUUAAACAAUAAAGGGUCCUUGAUUUGUCUUGAUAAUAAAAUAUGCAUAAAAUGCAGGAAAGGGUCAGGAGACUCAGCAAUUUUUGGCACAGAAGGGAAUGACUGGGAUUUUAGUAAGACUCGUUUUUUUAUUUACAGUGCUGAGGAUUGGAUCCAGAACUAUAACGAUGCUAGACCAUACUCUACCACUGAACAACAUGACUGACUUAGUAAGAAUAAGUACUUAAAAGGUUGCUGCAACUAUUGGAAGACUUUGAGGAGACUGAGUAAGAUAAAUGUUUUCUCCACUUUUAACUGGUGAAGAAUGGGGGAGAUAGAAGGAACAUACAGAGUCCUGCAGACUGCAGGCACACGAUUGGGUGGCCAGACCCCUGUGGGCGUGAGUACCCUGGAGCCGGGGCAGGCACUCUCACCCAGAAUGCAGGAGAAGUACCUGCACAUCCGCGUGAAGCUUCUGGACAAUACCAUGGAAAUGUUUGACGUUGAGCCUAAAUGUGAUGGCCAGAAUUUACUCACACAAGUGUGGAAACAUUUGAAUCUGAUCGAAUGUGACUACUUCGGACUGGAGUUUCAAAACAUUCAGUCCUACUGGAUUUGGCUUGAACCCAUGAAACCCAUCAUUAGACAAAUACGAAGACCAAAGAACACAGUGCUUCGUCUGGCUGUAAAAUUUUUCCCACCUGAUCCUGGACAAUUGCAAGAAGAAUAUACAAGGUAUUUGUUUGCCUUGCAACUCAGGAGGGAUCUCCUGGAGGAGCGCUUGACGUGCACUGCCACCACUGCAGCUCUCCUCACGUCCCAUCUUCUGCAGUCUGAAAUAGGAGAUUAUGAUGAAACUCUGGAUAGAGAACACCUCAAAACCAACAAGUACUUGCCUGCCCAGGAGCACCUUUUGGAAAAGAUACUAGACUUCCAUCGGGGGCACACGGGCCAGACUCCUGCUGAGUCAGAUUUCCAGGUAUUGGAGAUUGCAAGAAAGCUGGAAAUGUAUGGCAUCAGGUUUCACACAGCUUCUGACCGGGAAGGGACCAAGAUCAACCUGGCAGUCUCUCACAUGGGUGUACUCGUAUUCCAGGGAACCACCAAAAUAAACACCUUCAACUGGUCCAAGGUCCGUAAACUAAGCUUCAAGAGGAAAAGAUUUCUCAUCAAACUCCACCCGGAGGGACCCUACCAGGACACAUUGGAAUUCUUGUUGGGUAGUAGAGACGAGUGUAAGAACUUCUGGAAGAUUUGUGUGGAAUACCACACCUUUUUUAGACUUUUUGACCAGCCUAAGCCAAAGGGAAAAGCUGUCUUCUUCAGCCGAGGUUCCUCCUUCAGAUACAGUGGAAGAACUCAGAAACAAUUAGUGGACUAUGUCAAAGAUGGUGGGAUGAAGAGAACUCCAUAUGAAAGGCGGCACAGCAAGACUCGAACAUCUUUCCAUGCUCUGACUGCAGACUUACCCAAACAGAGCAUGUCAUUCACCGAGGGCUUGAGGACUUCGGCCUCCCUGUCUUCAGCAAAUGCCUCCUUUUACCUGCUCUCCACCUCCCCUUUGGCUCCUCCUGGUCUGCCCAACUUCAAAGACAGCAGCUGCUCCCUUGCAGAUCCCCAAGCUCCCUACAUCAAGAGUGCAGCAGCAGAGAGGAGCAGAGGAACAGUGGCUGAUGGCCCCAGCACUCAGUCGGCCUUCCUCCCUGGGCCCCCUGCACUCCAGCCUGGUCCAGGCCUUUCCAUGGAUAGUCCUCGGCCUUCUCCCUCAAGCCAGAAGAGCCUGCUGAGCCUGAGCCCCGCACUCCACAUGGGUCUGGGCCCAGCUGAUCAGGCCCUGUCCCCUGUUCUGAGCCCUGUCCUUAGCAAUGCUGGAAUGAGGAUGGAUGACCAAGAGGAGCUGAAACACAAGCGUAUGCCAGAAGAUGAAGCCUAUUUCAUAGCAAAGGAGAUCCUCGCAACAGAACGAACAUACCUGAAGGAUUUAGAAGUCAUUACUGUGUGGUUCCGCAGUGCGGUGGUCAAGGAGGAUGCCAUGCCUGCAGCCCUCAUGACCCUGCUGUUCUCCAACAUCGAUCCCAUCUACGAGUUCCACAGAGGCUUUCUCCGCGAGGUGGAACAGAGGCUGGCACACUGGGAAGGGCCCACCAGUGCCCAUAUGAAAGGUGAUCACCAACGAAUUGGGGACAUCCUGCUCAGAAACAUGCGUCAGCUAAAGGAGUUCACCAGCUACUUCCAAAGACAUGAUGAAGUCCUGACGGAACUGGAAAAGGCCUCCAAGGGCUGCCGGAAACUAGAGGCCGUGUACAGAGAGUUUGAGCUCCAGAAGGUCUGCUACCUGCCUCUCAACACGUUCCUGCUGAAGCCUGUUCAGCGGCUGGUGUACUACCGCCUGCUGCUUAGCCGGCUGUGCGCGCACUACCCACCUGGGCACCGAGACCUCCCCGAUUGCCGUGAUGCCCUAACAGCCAUCACAGAGGUGACCACUACGCUCCAGCAAAGCCUCACCCGCAUGGAGCACCUGCAGAAGCUGACAGAGCUGCAGCGGGACCUGGUGGGCAUAGACAACCUCAUUGCUCCUGGUAGGGAGUUCAUCCGUGAAGGCUGCCUCCACAAGCUCACCAAGAAGGGCCUGCAGCAGAGGAUGUUCUUUCUGCUCUCAGACAUGUUGCUGUACACAAGCAAAGGUGUCACAGGGACCGGCCACUUCCGGAUUCGAGGCCUCCUUCCGCUCCGAGGCAUGCUGGUAGAAGAAAGUGAGAACGAGUGGUCUGUUCCUCAUUGCUUCACCAUCUACGCAGCUCAGAAAACAAUUGUGGUGGCAGCAAGCACCCAACUAGAAAAAGAGAAGUGGACGCUAGACCUGAGCACGGCCAUCCAGGCAGCCAAGAGUGGCUGCAACCCAUCACCAGAACUGCCAGGAGGCCCCACGUGCACGCGUACCCUCAGAUCCUCCGACGAGAUCUCUCUGGAGCAGGAGUCAGAAGAGGAUGCCCUGGGCACCCAAGAGUCCCUGGAGGGGCCAGGCCAGCACCGGGCCAACACCACAAUGCACGUGUGCUGGUACAGGAACACAAGUGUGUCUAGGGCAGACCACAGUGCAGCUGUUGAGAACCAACUUUCAGGGUAUCUGCUGAGAAAGUUCAAGAACAGCAAUGGCUGGCAGAAGCUCUGGGUAGUCUUCACCAACUUCUGCUUGUUCUUCUACAAAACUCAUCAGGAUGACUACCCUCUUGCCAGCCUCCCACUGCUGGGUUACAGUGUGAGCACCCCCAAAGAAGCAGACAGCAUCCACAAAGACUACGUUUUCAAGCUUCAGUUCAAGUCUCAUGUCUACUUCUUCCGAGCUGAGAGCAAGUACACGUUUGAGAGGUGGAUGGAGGUGAUCGCAAGGGCCAGCAGCUCGCCUGGAAGGCCCCUGAGCUUCAUGCAGGACUGCCUGUGUCCGUCCCCAGGACUGGAGGGGACAGUCAGAGAAAAAGAGGAGUGAUACUCUUACCAAGGAGGGCUGCGGAGCGUGGAGUCUUCCUGCCAGAUGGGAGGGGACACCAGCAGCAGCCAGGGCCCUGUGGUGAUCUCUAAGAGGAGCUUUGCCCCGCUUAAGAGAGUGCAGGCCUAUGGAUGGCCUGGGACACUAGGACACAGCUCAACCUUAGAGGCACCCCCCCAGCCCCACCCCCACCCCCACAAGGAGCAAAGAAGCUCCUGGCUCAUGACGCAGAACUGACCUAACAGUCGUUCCCGCUC
This is a messenger RNA of Perognathus longimembris pacificus (Pacific pocket mouse), 4215 nucleotides long. RefSeq names its product FERM, ARH/RhoGEF and pleckstrin domain protein 2 (gene Farp2). The transcript has 27 exons. Lineage: Eukaryota; Metazoa; Chordata; Mammalia; Rodentia; Heteromyidae. Bases 797 to 3958 code for a protein of 1053 amino acids. The record is from RefSeq and is a predicted model, not a curated record. Gene Ontology annotation, molecular function: cytoskeletal protein binding; guanyl-nucleotide exchange factor activity. Gene Ontology annotation, cellular component: cytoskeleton.